Messenger RNA from Trichomycterus rosablanca, 7230 nucleotides. RefSeq names its product ubiquitin protein ligase E3 component n-recognin 3 (gene ubr3). Gene Ontology annotation, cellular component: cytoplasm; ubiquitin ligase complex. The coding region runs from base 1 to 5601 and encodes 1866 amino acids. The record is from RefSeq and is a predicted model, not a curated record. Lineage: Eukaryota; Metazoa; Chordata; Actinopteri; Siluriformes; Trichomycteridae. Gene Ontology annotation, molecular function: zinc ion binding; ubiquitin protein ligase activity. The transcript is spliced from 40 exons. Gene Ontology annotation, biological process: protein ubiquitination; ubiquitin-dependent protein catabolic process via the N-end rule pathway.
AUGGCGGCGUCGCUGCUCCGCCGGGAUAAGAAAGCUACAGCCGCUCACUUAAAGGCAGACCUGAACCGGACAGACAACAGCUCCGGACUGAGGCAACUGCAAGAACUGCUUGAUAAUGUUCUGAAUCCGGAGAAGGCUGCGGGGGACAGCGAGGCGCUGGACUGGUGUAAAUACCUGCUGGCAGGCGGAGACGGCUUUGAGGAGUUCUGUUUGACCGUACGCUCCUAUGAUAACGCUACACUCUGUGGCUUAGUCUGGACUGCUAACUUUGUAGCCUACCGCUGUCGGACCUGCGGCAUUUCUCCAUGCAUGUCCCUGUGCGCGGAGUGUUUUAAUAACGGUGACCAUACGGGCCAUGAUUUUAACAUGUUCAGGAGCCAGGCUGGCGGGGCCUGCGACUGUGGAGACAGUAAUGUCAUGCGAGAAAGUGGGUUUUGCAGAAGGCAUCGGUUAAAAACUGGUGAGAAUGUUCCAUCAGUUCCCCGAGAUCUACUGCUCAUGUCUGAGAUGGUUCUUCCUCGUUUCAUCAUCAGCACAAUCCAGUACUUAAGAGAAGGCUACACAGAGCCAGAAUCUGCCACAGACAGAGAUCUACAGAAGGUUCUUCAGCAGCUGGAGCCUCAAAUCUCUUUCUUAGAGGAGCUCACUAAAAUGGGUGGAGCCAUGCGCACUGUCCUCACAAAGAUUUUAACCAAUCAGCAGACCUUUAAAGAGUUGAGCAUGGGUCAAGAGGAGAAUGUGUAUGCAAAAAGAAACUAUGAAAAGUACCUGUCAGCACUUAAGAGUUCUGGCUUGGUGUCUGUAGAGGAAAGGGGGCCAGCUGGAGCAGCGGACCCUUCUGCAGGAGCUGGAGCUGGAACGCUUGGCUUAAUGGGGGCCACUGCAGCGGUCAGUCCAGAUGAAGAAAACAAAGAGGAGGAUCAGGAUGGAGGGCAAAAUGUGGGCCAGAGAAAGAGGGUAAAGCUAAGCAGCAGUACCAAAGAUCCAUCUAUAAUGGACACUCUAAAGCAUAAAUGUUUUCUAGAGGAGUUAUUGUUUUGGACUAUUAAAUAUGAGUUUCCACAGAAGAUGGUAACUUUUUUACUCAACAUGUUGCCAGAUCAAGACUAUAAGAUCACCUUUACUAAAACAUUUGUCCAGCACUAUGCCUUCAUCAUGAAGACUCUUAUGAAGAGCCAUGAGUCAGAUACCAUGUCUAACCGUAUUGUGCAUAUAAGUGUGCAGCUGUUUAGCAAUGAAGAGUUAGCGCGCCACGUCACUGAGGAGUGCCAGCUGCUAGAAAUCAUGGUUACCGUACUGCUGUACAUGAUGGAGAGCUGUCUAAUUAAAAGUGAACUACAAGAUGAUGAGAACAAUCGUCAUGUGGUGGUGAAUUGUGGAGAAGCUCUGCUGAAGAACAACACCUACUGGCCUUUAGUUAGCGACUUUAUUAAUAUUUUAUCUCACCAAAGUGUAGCAAAGCGUUUUCUGGAGGAUCACUCAUUGCUGAUGCACUGGAUGAGCUUUGUCUCUUUUUUUCAAGGAAUGAAUUUAAACAAGAGGGAGCUGAAUGAGCACGUGGAGUUUGAAUCUCAGACUUAUUAUGCAGCCUUCGCUGCUGAGCUUGAGGCCUGUGCUCAGCCUAUGUGGGGACUGCUCACACACUGCAAAGUCAAAGAAACACAAGAGUACACUAAAACAGUGGUGCGGUACUGCCUGGAGACUUUACAGAUAUGGUUUGACGCCAUUGGGUUUGUUGAUGAGCCUUCUCCCAAUCAAGUAACCUUUCAUUUACCUCUACACCGAUAUUAUGCCAUGUUUCUUAGCAAGGCCGUGAAGUGUCAAGGGUUGGAUUUGGACAGUCUGCUCCCUGACCAGGAAAUGCUUAUGAAGAUUAUGGUGCAUCCUCUCCAGAUACAGGCUUGUCUGUCUGAGAUACACAGUAACAUGUGGGUGAGGAAUGGGCUACAGAUUAAAGGACAGGCUAUGACAUAUGUCCAGUCUCACUUCUGCAACUCUAUGAUCGAUCCAGAUAUUUUCCUGCUACAGGUUUGUGCAUCACGUCUAGAUCCAGACUACUUCAUUUCUUCAGUAUUUGAGAGGUUUAAAGUAGUGGACUUGUUGACUAUGGCAUCGCAGCACCAAAAUGCAGUGCUGGAUGCAGAGCAGGAAAGGCCCAUGUUAGAGGGGGCACUUACGUUCCUCGUCAUAUUGUGCAGCCUCCGCAUACACCUGGGAAUGACUGAUGAUGAGAUUCUGAGGGCAGAGAUGGUGUCACAGUUGUGUAUGAAUGAUCGCACACACAGCUCUCUUCUUGACCUUAUCCCAGAGAACCCAAACCCUAAGAGUGGAAUUGUUCCUGGCAGCUGUAGCUUUGAGGAGAUGCUGUCUGCUGUAGCUGAUUUUAAAGCUCCAGUUUCUGAACCUGGGGGCUCCAUGCAGCAGGGCAUGUACACACCCAAAGCGGAGGUGUGGGAGAAGGAGUUUGACCCCAUCAUGGUCAUUUUGCGCACUGUUUACAGACGAGAUGUCCAGUCAGCGAUGGACAGAUACGCAGCAUUUUUAAAGCAGUCUGGUAUUUUCACCGGUAACCCCUGGCCUCCCUAUAUGGAGAGGACUCCCCUGCACCCAUGCUAUAAAGGCCUGGUUCGUCUGCUGCACUGCAAAACUCUGCACAUUGUCAUAUUUACCCUGCUGUACAAGAUCUGGAUGGACCAUCAGAACAUGUCAGAUCAUGUGCUGUGUAUGGUGCUGUAUCUGGUUGAGCUGGGCUUGGAUAACCAUGCACAAGAGGAAAAGGAGGAUGAGGAGCCGUGUAUCGAGGAGCAUUGCCAUGACAGCUGGUUUCCCGGCACCAGCCUACUCUCCAAUCUGCACCACGUCAUUAACUUUGUACGUGUGCGCGUGCCUGAAACCGCGCCAGAGGUGGAGAGGAAAAGGGAGCGUGAAAGAGAAAGAGAGAGGCAGAGAGACGCUCCUCCCAGCACCAGCUCUGACACAUCCACGUAUGGACAGAACUCCAGGAGGCUGACAGGAAAUUGGAGAGAGAACCUGCGUGAGGCCCAGCUUUUCAGCCUGGUAGCAGAGCGCAGGAGGAAGUUCCAGGAGAUUAUAAACCGCAGUAACCACGAGGCAAACCAGGCAGUGAGGCCCAAGUCCUCCUCCCGCUGGCUGCCCCCAGGCUCUCCUCCUCAGAUGGUCACAGAGAUUCUGGAGAUCAGGGAAAGCAUGCUCUCCCUGCUGGUCAAACUGCACCAAAAACUCUCAGCCAAACAGAACUCCCUCAGUCCCAGCUGGCUGGAGGAGGCUGAGACAGCACAGCACACGCACGGAGACGGCAUCACCGCUAUCGAAAGGAUCCUGGCCAAAGCAGCAACACGCAGCAGGCACAGCAAGAGGUGUCUACAGGAGAUCUGUGGAAAAGUUUGUCCACCAGUGCCUCCCAAAAAGAAUAGCCCAGCAGACAAGAAGAGCAUGGAUAAAGAAGAGAGGCGGCAGAGGGCCAGAGAGAGACAGCAGAAGCUGCUGGCUGAAUUUGCCUCCAGGCAAAAAAGCUUCAUGGAAACCGCCAUGGAUGUUGAAUGUCCUGAAGUGGAGGCAGCGAUGGAUGUAAGUUCAGCCGAGCCCCUGGACUCUGAGAUCCUCUAUGAUUGUGUCAUAUGUGGCCAGAGUGGCCCGUCCACUGAGGACAGGCCUUGUGGAUUGGUGGUGCUACUACAGGCUUCAUCAGUGUUGGGGCACCGGUGCUGUAAUGACGAAGCAAAGUGGCUCCCGACGAGUGAUGAGGAAAAGAUCUUUCCAGAAGACACGUGCGGAGCGACAAACGAUGUCAGGCUAUCACUUAUGCAGCGGUACUUUAAAGAGAGUUCCUGUCUGCAGUCAGUGUCCAUUGGCUGGGAUGGUGGUGUAUAUGUGCAGACCUGUGGUCACACUUUGCACAUAGACUGCCACAAGUCCUAUAUGGAGUCUUUACGGAAUGACCAGGUGUUGCAGGGUUUCUCGGUGGAUAAGGGCGAGUUUACAUGCCCACUGUGUCGCCAGUUCGCCAACAGUGUUCUUCCUUGCAAGCCCGGGCGGGGUACCGAGGCGGGUGCCUGCCACAUUCCCAGCAACAAGAAACUCGCCACACUGGUGAAGGAGGUGGAGGAGCUACAGGAUCAGCUAGGCAUCUUCCCAGUAAGCACCAGUACUGAGUCUAACCUUACUAAAGAGAUGGAGUCUGUGAUUAAGGACAUAAAGAAUGCCACACAGAAGAAGUACAUGGACUACGGGAAGAACCCUGGCUCACCUGAUAAUGACUUUCUCUUCAUGUACUCAGUGGCCCGAACAAAUCUGGAGUUGGAGUUGGUUCAUCGUAGUGGAAAUCUAUGCAGUGGUGGGGCAAGUGCUGCAGCCAAACGCUCCUGUCUUAAUCAGCUGUUCCAUGUAUUGGCCAUGCACAUGCGCCUGUACAGCAUUGAUUCAGCUUACAAUCCCUGGACUCGACUGACACAGAUCGCCCAGAACAGAGAGUCAGAAUAUGAGGAUGAGGAGCGCCAGGAAGUACCCAUGCUGUUCAGAGAUGUCCCUUCUCUACUCAUCAUCUUUGUGCUUACAAUGCCUCAGCCACUACGCAAAGAACACUUCACAACUCUAGUGAAGGUACUGUACACUCUACAGUACACUCAAGCCCUGGCAGCUCUGUCUGUCAAAUUCAGCCCUGAAGAGCGACUCGCCUGGAUCAACACCGGGGCAGCCAAGAAGGCUGUGCCAACCGCUGAUAAAUCGUGGGAAGUGCUCCUCAGUCAUGUCAUUAAUGAACUCACCAAGGCAAGAGGAGCCUAUGAUAACAGCCAUAAUGAGACAAUGUUGAGUUCUAGUGUGUGGUCUCCUCAGUCAAUAGAGUUUACUCUGCAGCAAUUCUGUCUGCCCUUCAUGCGCCUCUCCUGCCUUCUUCAACACCAUCUCUAUGGGGACAACCUGCCUGGCUGCCUGCUGGAGGAGGAGUUCUCAUUGUUGGCAGGCUGUUUGGGUUUGUGUUCCGCUUCGUUCCAGCCCAGUGGCUCCACAGACAGUGCAAUGUGCUUGGACUGGAACAUCAGUGCGUUUGAGCUCAUUUCCCAGUGGUGCUCAGAGCUCAUCAGUCUGGCAGACACACCCUCACAGCAAGCUAUGUCGUUGUUGGUGCAGGACCCUAAAUGGUCUGCUCCUCGUCUGCUGCAGCUGCCCGACAACUACAACACCAUCUUCCAGUACUACCACAGGAAGCCCUGCUCUGUGUGCAAUAAGACACCCAAGGACCCUGCACUGUGCCUUGUGUGUGGAGCCUUCGUCUGCCUCAAGGGUCUAUGCUGCAAACAGCAGGGUGUCUGCGAGUGUGUGCUGCAUUCUCAGCACUGUGGCGCUGCAACAGGAAUCUUUUUGCUUAUAAACGCCUCUGUCAUAAUCAUUAUCCGUGGACAUCGAUUCUGUCUGUGGGGGUCUGUUUACCUAGAUGCACAUGGAGAGGAGGACAGAGACCUACGUCGGGGCAAACCUCUGUUCCUGUGCGAGGAGAGGUACCAGGUGCUGGAGCAGCAGUGGGUGUCACACACCUUCGACCACAUUAACAAACGCUGGGGUCCCCACUACAACGGACUAUAAUGCAAAAACCCAAAAGGCGGAGGAGCCUGAUGACACUGGGGUAGUGGUGCCAGCCUCUGUAUCUCUUUUUGAUAUAUGCUAUAAUGUAAGAUAAAAAAAGGUGUGAGUGAAUUGCUGCUACAGCCUUGGUUAUGUGAAGUUUAAUUGUACAAUCAUGCCUAAUGACUAACAGUGUGUGUGUUUUAAAGUGAUUUUAGGGGGUCAUGAAAGCACAAAUCAGCGCAAAUCAUGAGUGCAUUUAGCUGAUUGCUGUUGAAAGAAUGGGGUAACUUGGUCGCACUUCUCAGAAACAUGUUGCUACAGAUGCACUGAACUGGAGAAACUCUCCAGACAGCUUUUGUUUUUGGAGUGCUCAGUAUAGGAAAUCCUGACUAGUACUUGGUGGAUAACGCGGUAUAUAUCCGCAUGAGUAGAUGUCUUUGGCUUUGACAAAACUAGAUUUGGUUUUUGAUCCAUUGCAAUAUCUUGAUGGAGAAACCAAACAGGCUGAGGAGAGCAUAUCCGAAAUGAUUAACAACCGUGAUCAAAACCCCACUCGUGCAAUGAGUUAUGUUUAUCAUCCUAUAUCAUCAUAUCUCAGUUCAGCUCAGACCUUUGAAUUCUGGCGUUGGAUAAAUGUAGUGUGUAAAUGAAACUGGGUAGAAAGGUGUUCUACCAUGGAAAUCAUUACUGAUGGUAAACCAGUAAUACCCAUCAAGGUCUGGUUGCAUUCAUCCUCAGGAAUUUUUUUCUGUAGUUAAUAAGCAUUUUUUGUUUUUUAAAGUAUUUAAUUAAAUGUUACCAUUGUUGCUAUGUAAAUUAUAACAUUGUAAAGGUUAUUUUAUUUUUUCCCCGAAUAGCCCAAGGCUCUGUGGUGAUGCUUUUCAUUACCUUGCUGGCAUCAGUGCCGCAGAUAUUUUACAGCAGUUGCAAGUGUCAUUUUUACACAACUUCUAGCCUAACUUUAAUGAACUGUACAAAACUGCCAGUGAAAUAUAUUUCACCUAGUGUAAUGAAGUUUUGGGAGCCAUCCUAAGUUGCUGUAUCCGCCCCAAAUGAUCAAGGGUAUUCUUUCUAAAAAAAAAAAAAAAAAAAAGCCCUCAUGUCAGAAUUGCAUUUAUUACAUAACCAUGUCCUUUUUUGUGCUAAAACAAGUGUUUUACAUUCAAGUUGAAUGUGAAAUCUUUAAAUCUCUUUUUCAAACCUGUCUGAUAUAGUUUUAUGCAAAAAUCUGGACACCGCUUGUCAAAUUCCAUGUUUUAAACCUCAGCUCUGCCAUCCGGCUGGGCUGGGCGGCUACAUGAACAACGAUUGGCUGUUGUUCACAGGGUGGGAUGAGCCGGACCAGGAUUCCUCAUAACUGGUGCAGUUACAACAUCUGCUGGCUGAUUGAUGGCGCCUGCGUGGAGUUGAUGAAUAAUGCUGAUCAGGGUGUGGUGCUCUGUACACAAAGCUGAUCUGCAUAUAAACUCGCUUCGUGCGGGUGAAAGAUGAAGUCGGUACUGCACACGUGUCGGAGGGGGCGUGUGUCAGUUGCGAAGCACCUCAGUCAGCAGUGGAGGGUUGUAUCGGUAGAGGUAAAGCAUAAUGCAAUCAGGGUAAUUGGAUACGACUAGAUUAGGGGAGAAAAUGGGGGGGGGGGGGGGGGGG